Molecule: messenger RNA, 2246 nt
Organism: Bolinopsis microptera
Lineage: Eukaryota; Metazoa; Ctenophora; Tentaculata; Lobata; Bolinopsidae
Product: UV-stimulated scaffold protein A-like
Exons: 4
Coding region: 118-2013 (631 amino acids)
Biological process (GO): response to UV; transcription-coupled nucleotide-excision repair
Cellular component (GO): chromosome
Molecular function (GO): RNA polymerase II complex binding
Source: RefSeq, a predicted model, not a curated record
AGUGCUAGCAUGUCACAAAUUAAAGCAAUACAUUGGAAUGUCUACUACUGAAGUUAUAGAUGGAUGGAGGUGGUUAUUUCUUCUUGCUAAGUACAGUUAGAUCAGAAAUGCUGUAAAAUGAAUUUAGAGAAAUGGAAUGAGUUUCAGAGAAUUGUGUUAAAAGUAGUGAAAACAGGUGAUGCGGAAUUGAAUCCGACUGAUUUAAAAGAGUUGAAGUCCCUAUGCAAGAAGGGUCUUGUGCCCAUGCCGGACGUGUUUGGUCUGGUAAUCAAUCAUCUUCAAACAGAGCACUGUCAAGUCAGGAUAUCCUCUUUUCAGAUAUUAGAUGAACUCUUUCAUAGAAGUCAUGCUAUCCGGGAGCUUACCCUCGAGAGACUGAAGACAAUAGUUUCUUUGACAUUAGCUCUUGAAUUAUCAGACGAUCUUCCUCCACCUCGCAAGUUUCAGAGUAUUUUGAAGCAAACAGCGAUAAAAGCAAUAGAUACAUGGAACGAAAAGUUUGGAGCACACUACAAUAAAUUGAGAAUAUCCUAUAACUUCCUGAGAAGCAAGAAGAAUGUUGACUUCAAGAAACUCAUCGCAAGAACUAACUUUGAGCAAAAGCAAGAAGAAAAAAGACAGCAACAAGAGAAACGUGUCGCUGAUUACACUGUUUCGAAAACUUUAUCAAAUUUCGAAAUGCAGAGUGAUUCUUUCAAAGAUUGCAUUUUCGAAGCAAAUACUUGUUUCGAUUUAUUGAUUCCUAUGGGGGCUCCUGAAACUCAUAUAUCAGAUAACUCUGAAAUACCUGAGGCAAUCAUAGACAACAAAACAAACAGCAAGAAAGAAACAACUCCUAAUUUCUCGAUUACUGUAGACCACUCACAAAAAUUGGUAAUUAAGGAGACAUCAGACAAUAAUUCGGUUAUACAAGUUUUAGAUGACCGCAUUUAUCAGGCGAGAAAAUCAUUCAUUCCUCGGCUGGAUGCUUGGAUCGAAGAGCUUAUUAAAAACGAUGGUGAACAAAAAGAGGUGCUACCUUUGAUCAAAAUGAAGGAAAGAUUAAAUAUAAUUUGCAACAAGCACAAAAAUUUGGUAUUCAAGAGGACUUCCAAAAGAAAAAGAAGAAUCGUUCAAAAGGAGGUGAAUGAAAGUGAUGAUUCCGAUUUCGAAGAAGUGGAUGACGAUAAUGUGUUAGAGACAAUUCCUGAAGAAAAGAAACUUAAGCUGGCUAUGGCCAUGAGCAAACCUUUAAAAGCAACUAAAACAAACGAAAUCUCUUCAGCUCUCAAAACGUUUGUUGCAGACGAUGAGCAGCCUUGCUCUUCGACCUCUUGUCUGGACAAAGCAUCUUCCUUCCCUCAAAAUAAUUCACCUCAAUCACAUAUCAAGGCUGCAAACAAAAUGAAGGACGUUAUGAAAAGUGAUGCUGAAGAUGACGAAAGUGAUUUUGCACUUCAACAGUAUGCUGUAGCAAGUUUUGAAUCACUGCAUAGAUUCUGGGCACAAAAAGACAUUGAGCCAGAACCAAUGGAUAUCGACACUGUGCGAGCAUUGAACCCAAAAUACUGCAACGUUCCCGGUAAGUUCGAAGCAGUGGUCUGGUCAUGUAGGGCUCCUAUGAAGUCAGGGAAGACAUGUCCUAGAAUGGAUCGGCACAAGUGUCCUCUUCAUGGUAAAGUUAUACCACGUGACAAGGUAGGCAAACCUAACGGGAAAUCUAGUGAUCUCUUCUCCAAGUCAGAACUCCUUUCUACUAAAAAGUCAAAUGGGGAAUCUUGGGAGGAGGUAGAAAAAGAGAUCGAGAAACUUACUGGGGAAAAACUGAAUUACUCCAAAAUAAAGAAAAAGAGAGAGGUGAAGCCUACAAAUUUAGUGAGCCUUACGAAGACUGCUCCCGUUACCGCACGAAACAGGAUAGAAAAGAAAAUAAUGAACCCCAGGGCCCUCAAAGCAGUUAGCAAGAGUGCUGACAAAGUGGCCAACGCAAGAAAUAAAAAUGCUUUUGAUCAGCAAUUUAAUUAUUCCAUGUAAUCCUAAUAAAUUUUGAUUUCCUCCCAAUGUCAACUUAAACUUAUUUAGGUUCAUUAUGUUUUGCUGCAUGGAGAAUGACGUAUGAAUAUUGAAUAUUUAAACAUUUUAUAGUAUAAUUUAAGGUACUGUAAUCGAGAUAUUUCAUUUAACUUAAUAGCCCACCAAAUUUCAACGGAGAGUUUAAUUUUCGGUUACAUAUAAAAUAUUCUCUCCGAUCCCAGACUUUCCAGUAC